AUGGGUGGCAUCUCCUUCGUCUUAAAUCCCAAAUUCGCAGAUGAUAUCCACGAUAAUAAGAAUCUGAAUCUGGCCAAGGGAUUUGAAAAGGAGUUCAGCGUGGCUCUUGAUUGUUUCCAGCCAUUCAAUGGUGCUUGUAAAGAUGGGGAGCUUGUAGCAUUCAUGAUCCGGACAAAACUUACACGAACUCUUCAAAAGGUGACUAUACCGCUGGCUGAGGAGGCAACGCUCGCUUUCAGAGCGCACUGGGACAACUGCAACGAUUGGCGCAGAGUUCCACUAAAAGAUAGUAUCAUGAUGAUUUUGGCGCAAAUCACGUCACGGGUAUUUGUCGGCGAACAUUUAUGCCGCGAUGCCACUUGGUUGCAAGUCUUGACUAAGUACACCGCCCACGCUUUCACUGCAGAAAAAGCAGUUCGUCCAUGGCCAAGAUUUCUAGUCCCCUUAGUGUGGAGAAUGCUGAAACCAUGCCGAGAAACGCAAGCGGAAUUCGACAAAGCACAGAGAAUCAUCCAUGAUGCUAUCAAGAAACGAAAGUCUGAACCGCAUUUGGUCUUCUCUGACGUGAUGCAAUGGGCAGAGGAAGCAGCAGGGCAAUCGGGGUAUAAUCCGGUUGUCGUACAACUCGCCUUCUCUGGAGCUGCCAUCUCUACAAGCACAGACUUCCUGACUCAGUUAAUUGUUGACCUCUGUGAGGAUGAUGAAUUGGUUAAUGAACUUAGAGCAGAGGUGACUGCUGUCAUCAAGGAACGAGGGUGGGAAAAAGGCGCCUUGCACGAACUGAAACUCAUGGACAGCGUGAUGAAGGAAAGCCAACGGCUGAAGCCACUAUCACUAGUUUCGAUGCGGCGCCUUGCUCUUGAGGAUGUUCGACUUCGUGAUGGAACACUACUACCGGAGGGAACAUUGUCAAGCGUGUCAUGUAGCCGCAUGUGGGACUCUUCUGUGUACCCUCAGCCAGACGUUUUUGAUGGCCGUAGGUUUCUCCGAAUGAGGGAAAGCUUGGACCAAAAGACCAGGAACCGAGCGCUGUUCGUUUCUACCGCUCCUGACCAUAUGGGAUUUGGACAUGGUCGCUCAGCGUGCCCAGGCCGGUUCUUCGCUUCAAAUGUGCUCAAAAUCACCCUCUGCCACCUGCUCUUGAACUACGACUUCAGGUCAAUCGGACCAAAAGCGAGGGUGAUGACUUAUGGUCCUCUACUCAUAUCAGAUCCGUCCGUUAAUGUGGAAAUAAAGAGGAGAAAGCCGGGGUUUACGACGGAAGAUGGUAGUGUGUAA
This is a messenger RNA of Penicillium soppii, 1278 nucleotides long. RefSeq names its product cytochrome P450. Lineage: Eukaryota; Fungi; Ascomycota; Eurotiomycetes; Eurotiales; Aspergillaceae. The transcript has 5 exons. The coding region runs from base 1 to 1278 and encodes 425 amino acids. Gene Ontology annotation, molecular function: oxidoreductase activity, acting on paired donors, with incorporation or reduction of molecular oxygen; monooxygenase activity; iron ion binding. The record is from RefSeq and is a predicted model, not a curated record.